UGCAUCAGCUACAGUGCAACGGCCCUCACAGUUUUAACCUUUAUGUCAGUUUCUGGUUGUUGACGGUAAUACGUUUGAUCCAUGAACCCCAAGAACUGUUCCUCGGGAUAAGGGUUAGACUGGGACUAGAAGACGCAGUGUCUUGUUACACCUGCUCAUAUCAUACAACCCUGAGCCUGCGAUCCUUGACUUCGCUGUCAAUAUUUAAUGAAUUCUGCUAGUCACUCUCUUUGCCCUGCUUUCGUAUGGGUAAGACCAAGAAGGGAGGGGUUGGAGAAGAGGCAGGUGUUUGGCAUCUUCUGUCACUGUCUGUGAGGGAGCAGAGGAGAACGCCGGAGUUUCCAUUAUUGAUGUAUGCCAGCAUAACUUUCCCAAUGCCGAUACACUGAACCAAAGACCGGAUUCACCCCAUUUUCAACUAGUGCCUUGUUUCUGGAUGUUCUCAGCCCAAACCGCAUGAAGUAUUGUACCCAGACCGUCCAAACUAAAGUCCCUCCUCUUCAUUCUCUCUGUUCCGUCUCUGGCUCAGCAUCUCUCCUCCUCCCCUCCAGCACACCUAGACCAUCUCAGUCCAGCACAGGAGAGGAUGCACACCAGCGCCUAGUGGAUAUCCUGCUCCUUUUUUUCUGCAAAAGCAGAAGAGUGAGAAGACAAGUGUUUGAGGGACAGAAGAGCAAGGGAAGGAGAAAUGCCACUGGGGGGGUUUGCGGGUCUAAAGGAGAGGUUUAAACCAGGGAAGGAGGAGUUGAAGAACAAUGUUGGCGACUCUCUGGGGAACCUGCAGAAGAAAAUCGAUGGCUCUAAUGUGGCUGAAGAGGACAACAUUGAGCUGACAGAAGAUGGUCAACCAGUGGCGGCCCCUAAUCGCAGCCCACCUAUUUUCGAUUGUGGCUGCUUUGGCCUCCCCAAACGUUACAUCAUCGCCAUCCUCAGCGGCCUUGGCUUUUGCAUCUCGUUUGGCAUCCGCUGCAACCUCGGUGUAGCCAUUGUAGAAAUGGUUAACAACAACACUGUCUACAUCAAUGGGACUGCCGUCAUGCAGCCAGCGGAGUUUAAUUGGGAUCCAGAGACAGUGGGAUUGAUACAUGGCUCUUUUUUCUGGGGCUACAUUGUUACUCAAAUCCCUGGAGGUUUCAUCUCUAACAAACUAGCAGCUAACAGGGUGUUCGGAGCAGCUAUUUUCUUGACGUCACUCCUAAACAUGUUUAUUCCAUCAGCUGCCAGGGUUCACUAUGGCUGUGUCCUGUUUGUGCGAAUCUUACAGGGACUGGUGGAGGGUGUCACAUAUCCAGCCUGCCAUGGAAUGUGGAGUAAAUGGGCUCCUCCUUUGGAAAGAAGCCGUCUGGCUACUACCUCAUUCUGUGGGUCUUAUGCAGGAGCUGUGAUAGCCAUGCCACUGGCUGGAAUAUUAGUGCAGUAUGUAGGCUGGCCCUCUGUCUUCUAUAUAUAUGGUGUGUUUGGCAUAAUAUGGUAUAUUUUCUGGCUUCUGCUGGCUUAUAACAGUCCAGCGAUCCAUCCCACCAUCAGUGAGGAAGAAAGGACAUACAUUGAGACCUCUAUUGGGGAAGGAGCCAGUUUAAUGAGCACUACUGAGAAAUUUAAAACUCCAUGGCGUGAAUUCUUUACAUCUAUGCCUGUCUAUGCCAUUAUUGUGGCAAACUUCUGCCGUAGUUGGACCUUUUACCUCCUGCUCAUUAGUCAGCCAGCUUACUUUGAAGAGGUCUUUGGCUUCCCCAUCAGCAAGGUGGGCAUUUUGUCAGCGGUGCCUCACAUGGUGAUGACGAUCAUUGUGCCAAUAGGAGGCCAACUGGCCGACUAUCUGAGGAGUAGGAAAAUCCUCUCUACUACAACAGUGCGCAAAAUCAUGAACUGUGGAGGUUUUGGCAUGGAGGCCACGUUGCUGCUGGUGGUCGGGUACUCACACACACGUGCAGUAGCCAUCUCAUUCCUCAUCCUGGCAGUGGGCUUCAGUGGAUUUGCGAUAUCAGGAUUCAACGUAAACCAUUUGGACAUAGCUCCUCGCUAUGCCAGUAUACUUAUGGGCAUCUCUAAUGGAGUAGGUACCCUGUCUGGCAUGGUUUGCCCCCUCAUUGUUGGAGCACUUACCAAACACAAGACUCGACUAGAGUGGCAGCAUGUCUUUGUGAUUGCUUCCAUGGUGCAUUACACUGGCGUGAUCUUCUAUGCCAUCUUUGCCUCUGGUGAGAAGCAGGACUGGGCUGAUCCUGAGAACACCAGCGAUGAGAAAUGUGGCAUCAUCGGGGAAGAUGAGCUGGCUGAUGAGACCGAGCCCCAAUGUGACAGUGCCCUGGCCACCAAGCAGAAGACCUAUGGAACCACAGAAAGCUCCGCAAGCCGCAAGCAAGGCUGGAAGAAGAAGAGAGGGGUGACCAUGCAAGCAGAUGAAGAUCACGGAUCAAAUCAUUACGAAAAUGGGGAAUAUCAGAAUGAGUAUCAAUGACAUUUUGGUGAUCAAACACUCAAGACUGAGCGCUGAGGUGUAGCAGUAUUUAUUUAAGUAAGCCAUCCUGGGACUACGACAUUCCACCUGACAUUUGACACAACAGUAUAUCUGAGUUGUGAAGACAUCUUUUGGAUGGUUUGCUUUAUGAUUUCAUCCUGCUGUAGAAGCUGGAACAGUCACACCAGAAUGAUCUGUGAGUAGUUAAUUUGACAGCUGUAGGCAGACAUAAUGAAGGAAGUUUCGACUGCAGUCUACACUGCCUGUUUAAAAGUUCAGAGUCAGUACAUUAUUUUUAAAGAAGUUCAUGUUUUUAUUCAGCAAGGAUGCAUUAAAUAGGUCAAAAGU
This is a messenger RNA of Carassius auratus (goldfish), 2809 nucleotides long. RefSeq names its product vesicular glutamate transporter 3-like. The record is from RefSeq and is a predicted model, not a curated record. The coding region runs from base 689 to 2461 and encodes 590 amino acids. The transcript is spliced from 12 exons. Gene Ontology annotation, cellular component: synaptic vesicle membrane; excitatory synapse. Gene Ontology annotation, biological process: regulation of synapse structure or activity; synaptic transmission, glutamatergic; neurotransmitter loading into synaptic vesicle. Gene Ontology annotation, molecular function: neurotransmitter transmembrane transporter activity; L-glutamate transmembrane transporter activity. NCBI's taxonomy places the organism in Eukaryota, Metazoa, Chordata, Actinopteri, Cypriniformes, Cyprinidae.